Messenger RNA from Melanotaenia boesemani (Boeseman's rainbowfish), 2903 nucleotides. It is a transcript of the gene ptpn18, whose product is annotated as protein tyrosine phosphatase non-receptor type 18. The record is from RefSeq and is a predicted model, not a curated record. Gene Ontology annotation, molecular function: non-membrane spanning protein tyrosine phosphatase activity. Gene Ontology annotation, biological process: peptidyl-tyrosine dephosphorylation. Bases 198 to 1583 code for a protein of 461 amino acids. NCBI's taxonomy places the organism in Eukaryota, Metazoa, Chordata, Actinopteri, Atheriniformes, Melanotaeniidae. The transcript has 16 exons. Gene Ontology annotation, cellular component: cytoplasm; nucleus.
UGACCCGCUGUCAAUUAUUAACUCACAGAGUUAAAUUUAGAGGCAGAACUGAGACGCUCAGCGAAGUGAGAAGUAAAACACCUCAGAGAGAAGCAGAGAAACUCAGAGGCUUGUUUUCAUUUCAGUUUUAGUUCUGACUCAGAGACCUGGCCAGGUGCUCCAGCUCGCUUCAGGUUCCGGAUCCUUCUGGACCAGACAUGGAGCUGCUGCCCUCCCUGCUGGCUGGACUGAAGGCUGUGGAUCACAGGACUGUGGAGCAGGAGUUCAACGUGGUGCGUUCAGAGUCGCUAACAUUAAAAAGAGAACUGGGUUUGACCACCGAGACCGGAGCUCUGAAGGAGAACAUCAAGAAGAACCGAUACAAAGACAUCCUGCCAUACGACCAGUCUCGUGUGGUGUUAUCUCUUCCAACCGGAGACUCCAGCUCUGAUUACAUCAAUGCCAGCUUCAUCAAGGGGGCGUCAGGAGGCUGCAGGUACGUGGCCUGUCAGGGGCCCCUCAGCUCCACCGUCACAGACUUCUGGAGGAUGAUCUGGCAGCUGGAAGUCAAGGUGAUAGUCAUGGCCUGCAGGGAGAUUGAGAUGGGGAAGAGAAAGUGUGAGUGUUACUGGGCUGCAGCUCAGCAGUCGGCUGCAUUCGGACCGUUUACAGUCGGCAACGGGGAGUCUCGACCCAACGAGGACGUGGUUGUCAGAAGCCUCACCGUCUCCUUCCAACAGGAAACCCGCUCAGUGGUUCAGUACCAGUUCCUGUCUUGGCCGGAUCAUGACGUCCCCUAUGAGACUGGAGGAGUUCUGGACCUGCUAGAACGAGCCAGAACCAGCCAAGGAGUUCACUCCUCACCUCUAAUGAUACACUGCAGCGCAGGCUGUGGAAGGACAGGAGUCAUCUGUGCUCUCGACUACAUCCAUGACCUACUGGUUACCAAGCAUAUCACAGCAGGUUUCAGCAUCCUGAAGAUCGUCCUGGAGCUCCGGAGGCAGAGACCAUCAGCAGUUCAGACCAAAGAUCAGUAUCAGUUCAUCUUCACCGCCAUCAUCAGCAUGUUGGAGCGUUUCCUGCAGGAGUCCGACCAGCAGCUCUACUCCAACCUGCCGGAGCUAAAGAAACCAGAGAAGAAAACUACAAGACCUGCUUCCUCUGUCACCAGAUCGUCGCAGCAGCUGAACAUGAACGAUACGUACGCUGUGGUUAACAAGCCCAAACAGCCUCACCUGUCAGCGCCGGGUGGUGGCAGCAGGACCUUUCCCGCCACUCAUCACUAUGACAACGACCCCACUGGAGCACCGGCAGCGCCCAUCUACAGCACCGUCAAACCCCGAGCUAAGCAGCUCAGCCAAUCGCUGUCGGCUUCGCCCAUCUAUGACUUAGCAGCACCAACCAAUCACAAGCCAACAGAAGGGGCGGACCUUCUGACAGCAGCAGCAGCAGCAGAUGAUGAUGAUGAUUACGAAGAUAUCUCCUCUUCUGUGCCUGACACGACGAGUUUCUGUUCACCUGGUGGCAUCGGGUUUAACUGUCGCGUUCGGAAGCCCAGAGGACCCAGAGAUCCUCCAGCUGAGUGGAGCCGACUGGAGAGGUGAACUGGUUUACUGUGGACCAUCGGACCGGACUGAACCAAACUGAAGUCCACAGUCAGAAAAGCUCAGAUUCCAUGUUUGAUGUUUUAUUCAGUUAGUCCAGCAACUCUCUGAUCUGAUCCAUUCCUGAAAAGUUCACUUUACUAAAACUGGAUUAGAGGAUAUGUGAGAAAAAUCUGCCAGACUUUAAUAAUUUCUGAAGCUGUUUAGUAAUUUUUAGCAUGCUGAUAUCUGCAGUGCUUCGUUUAUAAAACAACAACAACACAGCUGCUUUUUUCCAACACGAGUUCAUCUUGUUCUGUUCGCUGAAUCAUCUUCUUCAUCACUUAUUUCCUCCAUUAGCAUUAAACUGGAAUUCCUCACAAUCAGAGGCUAAAUUCAGAAAAUUAUAAUUUCAGUCAGUCAGUCUGAAAUUAGUCACAUUAGUUCAUUUCUGUUAAUGUGAUGAAAAAACAUCCAGAAAGUAUUUAUCAUGAAAAAUGUCCUAAAAGUGUUUUUAAGACCUGGAGAAAAAGGAAAAUAGAAAAUCAGCUGAGGAUUUUUAUUCAGCUCACAAAUCAAAAAUGUGGCAGAAAAUUAUUUCAACAGUUAAAAUUUUCUGUUUUGUAAAACAACUAAUUAAAUAAAACUGCUUUAAUUGAUAGGAAAUAAUUUUCAGAACAAGUAGUUUCUAAAACAAAAACCGGUAAAAGCCCAACUAUGCACACGAGUCUGGAGCUGAAGCACCAACAAAGUGGGAAAGUUGUGCCUGGAAACAUACAGCUGGACCAACGUCGGGACUCAAAACAGCUGGACUGAAAAUAGAAAAUGAUCAGUAAAUGAGAUGAAAACCAAACUGACCAAAGCAGAAAUCUACGUUUCUGAGCAAACUGGAAGACACUAGCUGAAUUGUUUGUUGGGACAGUUUCUUCUUAUAAUGAUUUUAAAGGAUCUUUUUUCCUCUCUCGCUGCCUUACAUGGCCUUCCGUUAAUUCACAAUAAAACAAAUUGAAAUACAAAAAUCUGAACCUGUUUUUACUUGAAAACUAAAACUGUGUUGAAACUCCAACUGUCUGAUAAAUGUUAAGCAAAUAUUUUCCUCAGAAAUGCUGUGAAUUAAUUAUGCACAGAAGCGAAAUGAAAUAUAUUUACUGGCUUCUUCUAAUUUAAUAAGUGCUGUGAUUUGUUAAUGGCCUUAAUACUGGACGUAUUGACACUGGAGAUUUUUUAUAAUUUCUAGGUUUGGUUUUUCUCUCUUUUAUCUGUUUUGUGUGUAUUUAUCGACCUGAGUCUGUUUCAUACAAAUUAAGCUGAAUUGUUAUGUAAAAAUAUCUAAAGUGGAUU